Molecule: messenger RNA, 2655 nt
Organism: Lactuca saligna
Lineage: Eukaryota; Viridiplantae; Streptophyta; Magnoliopsida; Asterales; Asteraceae
Source: the annotation of a GenBank genome assembly
UUAUCCCUCAUUUACAAUCCCAAACACCCGUCAACUCCCCACCUCCCUCCUUCUUCCUUCUGCUCCAUUAAACCUGCAAAAAAAAAAGUCGUUAUCGAAAGAACCUAAUCGAAGCAAAAGGAGACAAGGUCAUACUUUAAAGUCGAAAUGGUGUACGUAAUGUGGCAGAUCAGACCAAAAAAUGAAGUUGUCGACGUAUCAUCCUUAUAUGCGGGUGCACCCACAUGGUUUAGUAUUAAGCUUCAUCAUGGUGGGAAGUUUACUAAGUUACCUGACAUAAAGUAUACUGGAGGUGAAGUGCGUUAUGUUGAUUAUGUGGACAUAGAUGAGUUUUCUGUACAUGAACUUGAUGCCAUAAUGCUUGACCUAGGUUACCCAGACCCACGGAUGAUUGAAUUGAGUGUUGAAUCCCCAGUGAUAUACUACCAUUUCAGGAUACCCAAUGGUGACUUUCAAUUUGGUCUUAGAGCUUUAGGGAAUGAUCAGGAUGUUAUCAAUCUUUCUAAAUUUAUUCAAAAUAACAAGUUGAUUGAAGUGUACACAGAACAUGGGAAGACAAAUCUACUCACAUACUUCAUGUCUCCAAAUGCAAAGGGUAAAGUUGUCAUUGAGGAAUUACCAGAAAAUGAUGAUCAAGGGGCUAAAUAUGAGGCUGAAGUUCAUGUAGAAUCUCCAUUGAGAAAUAUGAACCAUGUCAAUGAUGAACCAAUUGGUGAGUACAUGUCUUUGAUUCUUUUUGGGAGUAAAACUGAUGCAUUCUCUCCAGAGUAUAGAAGGGGUAGAGUUGGGAAUUCAAAAAGAGAGGAAGGUUCUUGUAGCAAGAGGCUUAAUUUAGAGGAUAUUGAUGAUUUAAAAGAGAAGGAAAACACUAAUGAGGAUGAGAUGAUUGAUGGAUGCUACAACACCCCACCCAUUAAUGAUGAUGAACAAUAUAAUGAACUUUUUGACAACCUUAUGGAAAAUUUAAAUGGAAGUGAUGAGUAUGUUGAAGAGUAUGAAGGGGAUGUUGAAUCUGAAGAGAGUGAUGAAGAGUAUGAAAAGGAUGAAGGUGAUGAUCAUGAUGGGAAACAAUCAGAAAAUGAAGAUAAAGUGGAUGACAUAAUGGAUGAGGAGAACAAUAUAGAAGAUGUUGAUGUGGACAUGGCAGACUUCUUUGUAAAUGUUGAAAGUGAUGUUGAAGGAGCAUGUAUUAAUGAUGGUCAUGAACCUGAAGAUAUGGAAGUGAUCAACAAUGAGGAGUUCGAAUCAUUGGAUGAAGGAUCAGACCAAGACAGAGAAAGAAGAGCUCUCAUAAGAAAUUUGGGAAAAGAAAAAAGGUGCAACUUUGGGUCAGUACAUAUACAGUCAUUCUCAGUGGGGCAAAAGUUUAAAAGUAAAAAAGAAUUAAAGGAGUUAAUUGAUGUGCACGCACUAGAAACAAGAAGGAAUCUAUUCUUUAAAAAAAAUGACAGUCAAAGGCUUAGGGCACAGUGCAGAGGAGUUGUACCUGUCAUCAAUAAAGGUCAAGUGGGGACUAAACCUACCACUUCAAAAAGCAAGGGCAAAGAAGUAAAGACACAAAAAGAAACAUGUGGUUGGUAUAUACAUGCAUCUAGGUCAAACCCCGAAUCUGAUUGGUUUAUAAGGACCUUAAACCAAACUCAUACAUGCUUACAAACAAGAAAACUCAGAGCUUGUACUGCUUCUUUAAUCUGCAAGAAAAUCAUAGAUCAAGUUGAGGCAGAUCCGAAGAUUCCUUUGAGAGCCAUACAAGAUCACUUUCAAAAGACCUACCAGGUGGGUAUUUCAAUGGAUAAGGUGUUUAGGGCAAAAGAUAUGGCAAGAAAGCAUGUAACUGGGGACUACACAAAACAGUUUGAGUUGUUGAGGGACUAUGCUCUUGAACUUCAAGCUACAAACCCAGACACAACAGUCAAAAUAGAUGUGUGUCCUAAUGGCAACCCUGCAUCCCCAACAAGGCAGUUUAGAAGGAUUUAUGUAUGCUUGGGUCCACUGAAAAAAGGUUUCAAAGCAUGUCUUAGAGACUUAGUAGGUUUGGAUGGUGCCUUCAUGAAAGGCCCAUUCCCUGGUCAGGGAUUACAAAUUGCAGUUGAUCAAUUGUUUCCCAAUGCUGAGCAUAGGUAUUGUAUUAGACAUAUUCAUGACAAUAUGAGAAAGAAGUGGGGGCAAACUGAGUACAGGGACCAUUUAUGGAGGUGUGCAUCAGCAACCACCAUUCCUGAGUUUGAACAUUUGAUGAAAGAGUUUAGUGAGUAUGAUAAGGAGGCAUGUCAAUGGUUGAAGCAAAUUCCUCCUGUACAUUGGGCAAGGAGUCAUUUCUCAGGAAGAGCUGUUUCUGAUGUGUUGAUUUCAAACAUGUGUGAAGUGUUUAAUGGGAAGAUAGAGAAAGGCAGGGACAAACCUGUAAUUUCAUGUUUAGAGUUCAUUAGGGAGUAUCUAAUGAAGAGGAUAUGCAAUGUCAUGAAGGCAAUGAAGAAGGCUAAAGGUCCACUAACACCUACAGCAACAGACAUCCUAGAUGCAAGGAAAAAAGUGCUUCACAAUAUAUUGCUAGGUGGAAUGGGGCAAACAAGUAUCAAGUCACUGCAGCAUUGCAAGAUCAACAUGUGGUGGAUGUUAGGAACCAAACCUGUACUUGCAGAAAGUGGGAAUUAA